Messenger RNA from Suillus subalutaceus, 1218 nucleotides. RefSeq lists its product as uncharacterized. The transcript has 6 exons. Bases 1 to 1218 code for a protein of 405 amino acids. Lineage: Eukaryota; Fungi; Basidiomycota; Agaricomycetes; Boletales; Suillaceae. The record is from RefSeq and is a predicted model, not a curated record.
AUGGCAUCACUUUCACCGGAAGACCUUGAAGAAGCCAAAGAGACCACCAAUGAAUGGAAUAGUCAGGGUGUUCCAGACAAUGUCAAAGUCAAGAUUGCAAGAAAGAAGGGUGACGAUGGAAGGGGCCACACUGGACAAGGGACUCGGACCAAGCAGAAAGCAAACACAGGUGGAAUAGGGUACAUAUACCUAGUGCCUCGAGGCCCAGGCAGGACCCCUGGCACCUCAGGCAGACCCCUAGAAGCCAAACCUCCCUACUACAACAACAUGAUCUGGCACUUUGCAGCCGAGAUGUGGAACUGUGUGGGGAUGAGGGUGUUCAUUUUGUCAGCUUGGAAAGAUGGAGAGAGCAAGGUCCAGGUGGCCGGACAUGAUUAUAACCAAGAGUUUGGUGGUACUGAGUCUUUCAUGAAGACUCACAAGUGGGAUGUUAUCCAGCCUGAAUGGGACGCAUAUGCUGCGAGCAUACUCGAGGGUGAUGUCAAUGAAAACAUGGUUGCUCACAAGAAAGGUAGACAGGACAACACAUAUACCCUCGACAUCGGAGAUCAUGGAUAUCCAGUCAUCCCAGCAUGCAAGUCCAUGGAUUUAGAUACCAAGAAGGCACAACCCCAAGGAAAGUGUUGUGGGGACCUCAAAGUCUCCGUACCAUGGAAGUAUGUGAUACCCAGGUACAACAAGAUCAUUCCCAUACAAUAUCUUCCAGAGGGACAUAAUCUUGCAGAGCCAUCAAAGCUAAGACAGGUCCAAGCAACAGAGUUGUUACAAUUUUGGCAUAACAGGCAGGAGGAAGGCGAAGAGCACAUCUUCGAAUUCAUAGGAUGGUGGGAUAAUGAUAGUCAGGACAUUGUCCUGGCAACUGACCAAGACCAGAGGGUCACACGCUGGGCACAGCCAACAACCCAGACGAAGACAUCAGGGUCAAAGUCAAAAAAGUCCAUUCAUCCCCAGCAAUCUACAUCUGGAAAAUCGUCUAUGGGUGAAAAGGUGAGGGCGAAGGAACCAACUGCUGCAUGUCUUUCCAGAGUCAGGGCAACCAUGAAUCACUCAGCUUCAGCUCUUGGAACAAAGGGUUGGGGAUCAAAAGACAGGUAUAAGGCAUCAGACGAGGAUCCUCAUGAUGCCGAGACCACAACUGAUGUGUCUUCCGCCGAACUAUUGGAUGACUCUGAGGAUGAUGUCCCGUACGCACCGCUCCCAAGCGUCACACAUCAGUAG